UUUGAACUGUACAUCUUCCUGAGUUGUUUGUGUCAUUUUCUGGACCUGGAGAGAAUCUGACCUGGAGAGAAUCUGACUAAAUCUGUUUAUAGUUGUUGGUCGCUAUGAAUUUUGAUGAAGAAAGAAAUAGGAGUAUUGAACAAUGGAACGAGCAGAUGUCCCGGAUCUACCUCCCCACACUUGUAAUUGUCAAUGUAUGCUUCGUGGUGGGAUUAAUCUCCAGUUCAACAGUCAUCGUUGUCUUCGUCGCGCGUUUGCGACAUUCGCGCGAUGAUCGCUACUUUAUCCCGUACUUAUCCGCUGUGGACUUGUUUGGAUUGGUGAUGAACAUGUUUGGGAUCUGGGGAUCAUACAUCCACAGUGUAAGCGCAAACAAAGACAUGGCCUUUGCUUGCAAAGGGGUUUGGUAUAUCUGCUCGGCUGUUGGGUGCUUCUCCGCUUUCCUCCUGAUCGGUAUUGCCAUUCAGAGGUACCUGAAAGUCUGUAGACCAUGCGGACAGCAAAUGACCCUGAAAUUCAGACGUCUCUGGUUACUUAUUGCUUUUAUUGUGUCAGUGGCCAUAUCCAUUCCGUUUGUUCUGUUUUACGAUUUUGUUGAGACAAAAAGCUCUAGAUACAAUGUCACCGGAUAUAUAUGUAAGCAAGACCAAACAUCGUCCGACAUGGUAACAGGACCCGCUGCUUACAGCAUAGCCAUUGCCUCGCUCGUUUUUGUCAACAUUAUACUUUUAGUCAUAUUGUACUGUUUCAUCGGGAGAGCAAUUUGCCAACAGACAGAUAUGAGGAAGAGGCGGAGAUCGAGCGCCAAGAGGAGAAAUAAUCUGCUGACCACCGUGACAAACACUGACAUAGACUUCCCGACCACCACCAUGGAGGAGACGUCAUUCCAAUACCAGAACGAUGACGUAUCCGAGUACUGUGACUGGACGAUGGAUAAACGCGACCGGUCGUCAAAGGACGCCCAAAACGGAACAAACCUCGACCCAAAGUCCAAAUCAAAAUCUCUGGGACAAUUUUAUCGAAAGCUUAAUAGACAUGUGGACAGGUUUACGUGCAUGUUCCUGACCAUAACCGCUGUUGCCAUGGUCAGCUACAUUCCGAAAGCCUCGAUUCUAAUCGCAGAGUCAUUGAAUACUUCUUACUGGGAAGAGCAGACGGAUUUGGAAAGAACCUUUUCUGAGAUGAUCUACCGCCUCCAUAUUUUACACCAUACCAGCAAUUCAUUCAUCUAUGCUUAUUUUGACUCGCGAUUUCGAACUGAAAUAAAAAACACUGUUCGUUCAAUUUUCAAAAAGUAAUAUACACCUUCCGUUUGUCUGCCGAAAAUGCCUUAUUUUUAAAUUCCAUCCGGAUGGUGUAAAAACAAAAAAACAGUUUUAUAACGUUAAAAUGGGAGUGUAAAAUUGUUCGAAUAGAAUUCAAGCAAGUCGAAAUAAAUUUGCAUCCGUAUCACCUCGUGCCAUACUAACAUCAUGUACACAUGCAAUUAUUGUGCGUAUAGAUGGAUAGUAACAAUGUACAUAAAAGAUAAAAAGUAUAAAGGCACGAAGCAUCGUUUUUGAAAGUGAAAGGGGUGCACCCCCCCCCCCUCCCCCCAUGCUACGUGCCUGGUAUAUCGCGUUUGACCGUAAUAUCUAGAUUCUACAUGUGUUUGUACUUUUGCCAAGAUUUAUAAAAAUAUAUAUACAGUUAUAGAUAACAGAACUUCCUUAUUGGACUGUACUUAGUGUCGCAUAUUUAGUCUACACUAAAAUGUUUUUAUGAAUGUCACAAAUAUUGUUGGAGUUUUGUCUCGUGAAAAAGGAUUCGUCAACUUAUAUGGAUAUGUGGAUAUAUAUAGUGCAUCAGAUUUUCUUACGUAGCUUUUUAGCUCAUCAGAGUUAAAAGCUCAAGAGAGCUUUUCUAAUCAAAAUUUGUCCGGUCUCUGUCGUCGGCGGCGUUGUCGUUGGCGGCGUUGUUGUAAACUUUUCACACUUUCAUGUUCUUCUACAGAACCUCUGGGUAGAUUUCAGCCAAACUUGGCACAAAGCAUCACUGGGUGAAGGGGAUUUAAGUUUGUUCAAAUGAAGGACCACGCCCUAUUUAAUGGGGGGAUAAUUUAGAAUUAUUGAAAAUUUAUGGUGUUUUUCGAAAAUCUUCUUUUCAAAAACUAUUAGGCCAGAAAAGCUGUAACUUGUAUGGAAGCAUCC
Magallana angulata is the source of this 2189-nucleotide messenger RNA. RefSeq names its product cholecystokinin receptor type A-like. Lineage: Eukaryota; Metazoa; Mollusca; Bivalvia; Ostreida; Ostreidae. Gene Ontology annotation, biological process: G protein-coupled receptor signaling pathway. Gene Ontology annotation, molecular function: G protein-coupled receptor activity; peptide binding. The transcript has 2 exons. The coding region runs from base 105 to 1298 and encodes 397 amino acids. Gene Ontology annotation, cellular component: membrane. The record is from RefSeq and is a predicted model, not a curated record.